Ahaetulla prasina is the source of this 3994-nucleotide messenger RNA. RefSeq names its product BTB domain containing 18 (gene BTBD18). The transcript is spliced from 2 exons. Bases 1817 to 3994 code for a protein of 725 amino acids. Gene Ontology annotation, molecular function: protein binding. Gene Ontology annotation, biological process: positive regulation of transcription elongation by RNA polymerase II. The record is from RefSeq and is a predicted model, not a curated record. NCBI's taxonomy places the organism in Eukaryota, Metazoa, Chordata, Lepidosauria, Squamata, Colubridae.
GACUUUUGGUGCCGUGUUACUGGGUAGGUCAUUUAUUUGCAGGUUAUGCCAGACUUCUGGAGAUCUGUUAUAUGAAUGUGUCCAAUGAAUGGAAACAUGUUAAGCCAUGGUUUGGUUAACUAUGGAAAAAAUAGUUGGCUGAAUUCAGAUGUUAAGCCCAAACAAAUAAAUGGUUUAGCGUAUUUGCUGAAGGCAUCUCAGUUAACAAUAGUAUAACUUCAGAUAAAAAGGAAUACUUUUUUUAAUUACUGAAUAAUAGUUAACUAGUUAAUAAUAAACUAGUUAUUACUGAACUAGUCUGUUAUAUAAAUUAGUGAAUAUCUUGCCUAAUUUGAUUGUUACAGGAUUACUUUUUAAACAUUUUGAUGAGCAUUUUGACAUUUUUCUGAUUUCUUGAAUUAUAUGCAUAUUCUUGUUCAUUUGUGACUUCUGUAAGAUAUGAGUUAAUACAGAACUUGCAAUCUGUCUCUUUCGUAUUUUGGUCCUCAGUAUAUGAAGUGAAAGUUUUGCAUUGUUAGUGGGUUUGAGGCAGGUGUGGGUUCUACUUAUCUUUGCAAUCAGUUCGCAUCGUGCGUGCACUCUCUCUUCUACGCAUGCGCAGAUCACUUGGUGACGUUCGGGUCAGUGGGUGGAGCCUCCCGCCAGUUUUACUACCGGUUCUAUAGAACCGUUUUACUACCGGUUCUAUAGAACCGGUCCGAACUGUGGGCAACCCACCACUGGGUAAAAUGUUUAAACUUUACAAAUUCCUUGGGUCCUUUAUUCAUCCCUUAAACUCUUUGAAAUUUUCUUUCCAAAUAGCCCCCCAGCCACAUUCAUUUGGUAAUGGGGCUUAUUAUAUACCACAUAAAGUCUGGGGUGGGGUUUUGAGUUUAUGAAAGUUGCAUGGCCCUGUUUUAAAUAGGGAUGCUCAGACCAAACUGCAAGGAUCACAGUCGUGAACACCUCCAAAAUCUAAUUUUUAAUGUGACCAGAAAAGGAAAAUUAUCAAAUAUCUAGAAAAUAAUCAUUUUAUUUAGCAAAUUUAGUUUUAUUUAGCAUUUUGUUUUUGUUUUAGCUACAGUCAUUAAAACCUUCAUUCUGUGCCACUAAGAGGUUACUGGCCCCUGCCUUCUGCCCCAGAUAAAGCACAUAACCCUGGCAAUAGACUGUGUAUCUUCCACAAGUGGAAUUUUUUCCACACUAGACACAGUUUGAAAUAUAACUGUAUGAUGAGAGGAACAAACCCCUCUAUGUAAAUUUUAAGUCUGGUUUUGUUUAUGUGAAGGUAUAUAUUUUGGAACAACUUAUUACUCCAGGAAUUCCAGGGUACUGAAUUAAGAGUGCCUUCUUAUUUCAUAAAGCUUUGAAGAAAGUUCGACAUUUAGUGAAAUUGCUAACGUAGCAAUUACACACCAGAUGUAAUGAUACCUGUAGUUGGAAUUGUUCUGAUUGUUUUAGGACUUUUGUUUAAUAUGAUCAACAGCAAGAUUGAAAAAUCCAUAAGACUAUUUUCUACUAAGCAAUUUAGGCAGUUCAAAAACGUCUUUCAGAAAGUAUCUACUGAGGCAAAAUUAGAAUAUUUCUCUGAUAAUAUAUACUGCUGAUAGAAUUAAAGAGAAACUUUGACAGAAUAAUAUGAAGGUAAAUGUAUAUCUAUCUAUCUAUCUAUCUAUCUAUCUAUCUAUCUAUCUAUCUAUCUAUCUAUCUAUCUAUCUAUCUAUCUAUCUUCCUGUGCUGGGUAGUAUGCCACCACACUUAAAUUCUGAAUUUAGUUGAAAUAAAUGCUAUUGAACUCUGAUGAGAAUUGAAUAUAGACUUCAGCUGCAGUGCUAACAUGGGCAACAUUUAUUUCACAGAAAUCUGGUAUACAAUGAAGGAAAGUUCUGUUACCAUGAGUUCUUCAGCUACAAAUCCCAAGAUUCUAUAUAGGAAUUCUCGUCUACUCCGUAUGGUGUUCUUACAACUCCAUCGCCAACAAAGGGCUGACUUAUUUUGUGAUGUUGUCCUACAAGCAGAAGGCGAAGCUGUUCCAGCUCAUUGUUGCAUCCUGUCGGCCUGCAGCCCCUUCUUCACAGAGCAGUUGGAGCGAGAAAUGCCCCCCAAGGGACACAAGGUGGUGCUGGAAAUUCGGGGGCUGAAAAUUGGGACAUUGCGUAAAUUGGUAGAUUUCCUCUAUACAUCUGAAAUGGAGGUGUCCCGGGAAGAAGCUCAAGAUAUUCUUGCAGCUGCACGACAGCUUCAGGUGUCAGAACUUGAUUCUUUACAGUUAGAGGGAGGAAAGUUAGUAAAAAAAAACCUGGACCGGCGAUUAAAUAGGAAUUGUUUGCAGAUAACCAGUCCAAUGACCAGAUCAGAGACAAGUUUAAUUCAUUCUUCUGCUCCCUCUGGAGGUAGCUUGACAUCCUGGGUAACUGCAGGGAAGCAAGCAACACCCAACAGUAAUUUUAUACCAUGCUCCAACGAAAUAAGUAGCCACAACAGUACUGAUCAGAAGGACUUAAAACAAAAGCUUACUACAGCAUUGCUGAGUAGUGACAAACAGAUUUCAAACAGCGAAACAAUUACUGCUGAUCCCCUGAAAACAAAAGUUAAAAAAUGCCCUCCAGGCACAAUAAGGAAUAUAAUGGGCAGCGAUGAGAAUGGUAAUCUGCACAGAAAGGAGACUGAAGCUGAAGAUACACACACUAGAGCCAGUUUGCAGAAUUCAAAAAAGAUAAAGCUCAGCCGUCCAAAACUUUCCUUGCCACCUCUGUCUACAUCUUGUGCCACCAAAGACCCUUGCACUGUGACACCCAGCAAAUUGCCAAAGUCUGUUAAACGUCUCUGGAGACAAAAAUGUCCUGUCAAGGAGGAGACGAAAAAAGAAAAUAAUAACCAUUUUUGUGGCUUCAGAAGCCCCCCUCUUCUUCCUAAAUCUAAAGGCAGAAAGCGCACCUCCAGUGAUCCAGCAUCCUACUCAAACUUUCCCCAAGAAAUAGGUCACAUAGGCCGGGUAAAGCUCAGAAAAGUUAUCAAUGGCAGCUGCUGGGAAGUGGUGCAUGAAUCGCCUGCAGUGCAGCCAACAGUGGUGGAAAACGGUGUGCAUACUUUGAAAGAUGUGGGCUCCCAAUCUCAACUGACACAUCCUAAACUAGAAGGAGAUAAUGUGCAGCAGUUGGCCCGGUCUCCUAAACUGCUGCCUGCAACUGCUGAGGCUGCACCGGGUCCUGAAAAGAGUGUGAUAAAACAGCAGCCAGAACUACCCGAGAAGAAGGUGGCCUUGGAUGAAGGAGCUGAUGCUGCUGGGAAUCAUUAUGACAUGGAGGCAUUUGUGCUGGAUCAUCUGGUCAAGAGCGAGCAGUACGAUAAGCUUGCUUCAGCUGGAGAGUUGGAGCAAAUGCUAGACUUGCUGCUAUCUGAUGAGGAUGCCACUGGGGGAACCCAGAGCACCAGUAUUACACAAAGCCUGUGUUCUUCACCCCAGGCAAAUGAGAAUGUCCUGGGAAAUGUUGGAAUUGAAGAAAAAGAGAGAUGUUGUACAGUAGGUCCACAGUUGGACAAGAUAAAAAUUAGUGAAGCUGGUGACUCAACAGAUGGGAGUUCUUUGCUGGACCCUGUCCUUAACGGUCUUCCUCUUGUAACACCUGAGCCUAAUGGUGACUGCCUUUCCUCGUCCAGGUCAGCCUCUCCCCAGUUGGGGGAAUGGGCAACAGCUCAAUGUCAGCUGUCUGAAUCCACAAAUGGGACUGCAAAAUUUGCUGACCCUUUGUCUGUCACUUGGACGGGUGAUGAGAACCAAGGACCUUGGGAAUGGGAUAUGGGAAUCUCAGAUACAGAAACAAAGUCACUUACUGAAGCUGUUUUGAACAACCCUGUGCAGCACAACGUGGACUGCAAGCUGCCAUCUUUCUUACCCAGCCUAGAAGAAGAAACCAUAGACAUCGGUGGGAUAGAGGACUUCUUUCUUAAUAUUGAAUGUGUCCGGCCAGAUCUGUCUCCUAUAUCUGAAACUGAGGUGGAUAUUCUGAACUAG